This is a messenger RNA of Dicrocoelium dendriticum, 457 nucleotides long. Lineage: Eukaryota; Metazoa; Platyhelminthes; Trematoda; Plagiorchiida; Dicrocoeliidae. The record is from the annotation of a GenBank genome assembly.
AUGCAUCGUUGUUGUCUGUUUGUGUGGCUUUCCACAGAACCGGUGGCCAGAAACCGAGGAUACGUCUACUGUCGUGACCUCAACACUUCAACCAAGCACAAUAUUCCCUUACCUGGAAAUGGUUGGAUAAUUUAUUGCGCUGCCUUGUUAUUUACCGGAUGGACAAAACACGUAUUGGUUAUCUUGUAUGGAUGCCACUAUAUCGAGGCCUGCACAACUGGGUUCAGCUCAAGCCUUAUUCACCUAAUUCUUACUCUGAGUUCACUUGCUGACAUUGAAUGUCAACUCGGACAUUUCGUCUGACCGGAGGGCAGGUUUUCCUGCCUGUGCUAUGCACCUAAGUUGGAAAUAUCCCGACACAAUGCUUUCACACACAAUACUUUCACUGUGGCAAGAACAAAUGGGUUCGACCCUAUGCACUAUUAACAUUCUUGUUAUUUACCACCUUAGGAGCAGC